AUGAUUAACGAAGAGGACGUGAAUAUCGUGAACGAAAAAGGAAAUAAGGUGUACUAUAUUCAUGCUCCUGGUAACUAUUCACUUCAUUUCAAGAGGAUUAAAGUUGAACGAAAUUUUGGAUUUCUCGCUGGAGAGAUCGGAGUUACCUUACAAGUGCCCAUCAUUGAAGGUCCUGCAGGUGAGAGAUUAGCCGAAAUUGCGGCUUUUUGA
Molecule: messenger RNA, 210 nt
Organism: Angiostrongylus costaricensis
Lineage: Eukaryota; Metazoa; Nematoda; Chromadorea; Rhabditida; Metastrongylidae
Source: the annotation of a GenBank genome assembly